Diabrotica balteata is the source of this 999-nucleotide messenger RNA. The record is from the annotation of a GenBank genome assembly. Lineage: Eukaryota; Metazoa; Arthropoda; Insecta; Coleoptera; Chrysomelidae.
AUGCCAUGUACAAAAUGUAGAUCAGAUUUUAAUUUAUUUAAUUGGAAAAUAAAGUGCGGAGAGUGCGAAGAUAAAUAUUGCAAUAAAUGUCUGAAGAGGAGAGAAGGGGUAUUGUAUUGCGAAAAAUGUCUAAUUUUGUUGAAACGCCCACCUGACAGGUCGAAGUUGAUGGAGCUGAAAUCGAAGGAUCUGCAAGACUAUUUAAAUAAGAGAAAUAUAUCUACAUACGGUUUAGUCGAGAAGCAAGAAUUGGUAGAUUUAUUUUGUAAUAAACACAUACCCGAAAAACCCAAACGGGGCGUGGAGAAACUCACAGCGAAUUUUGCUGGUUCAUUACCUAAUUUAAGACCAUUAAAUGAAAUUUUUGGUAAUAUAGAGUCUAUUAUAACAAACGAUGGCAAUUCAACAAGACAAGGUAGGCCGCCGAGACAGGAUCAACCCCGCUCCACACCCAGAUCUCCACAAUCACCGCAAUCUCCACAACAUCCACCGAUGUCCAAUUCGACACCUCAGUCACCUCAAAAUCACCCCAGCCACACACCGCCUAGUCCACAGUCGCAACCAACUACCUCUACAACGGCUCCAGACCACAGAACGAAUAUAACUGAGGAGGAGCCACCAGCGCAAGGAAGCCCUCUACCUCCUAGGUACCCGAAGAUUGAAGAUUUCGGCAGUGCCGAAGAAUUACAUAAUCUAUCAUCAAAAGACUUGAAAAUAUUAUUAACCUUAAAUAGAGUAGAUUUCAAAGGAUGCGUGGAAAAGACAGAAUUGUUAGAAAGAGCUGAACGACUUUGGGAAGAUACAAAUGAUUCAAAGAAAGAGAUUCCAGAAAACCUACCCAUCCAAGAUCUCUGCAAAUUGUGUAUGGAUGCACCCUUAGACUGCGUUCUACUGGAAUGUGGCCAUAUAGCAACGUGUACGGACUGUGGCAAAAAACUAGCAGAGUGUCCUAUAUGUCGACAAUACGUAGUUCGAGUAGUCAGAACGUUUAAAGCAUAA